AUUUUCUGCAGGAAUAUUUAAACCUGUCCGACACACUCAUGCGCGUCGUUUUAGUCCUGCUGUCAUAACAACAUACAAAACGCUUUUUGUGUUUCGUAAGACCGAGACAAUAGGAAGCGUCUAGAUCUUUUGGUGGGUGUUGUUAACCAGCCCUUUUUUUUGUAUUCAUCCACCAAUCAGCAGGACCGAGAGCAGGUUGAGUUGUUGUUGGUACAAGUUCUGCACGAGGGCGCACGCUAAAAGGACUUUUUUUUCUUCAUGGCAAGGCGUAACCGAUACCAUUAAUCAAGCUUUAUAUGGUUUAAUACUAGACUUGAGGUGGUUAUUUGUUGAUUUAAGUAAACUGAACACAUCAUGGUCACCCUGACAGCCAUCGUAGCGCCUCUCGGACGUCAAAUCCACAGGCAUCUGGUCAAACAUGUUAGAAGCCAGCGCUGGAUUCCUGCUCGGGCGUGUAACUUGACUGCAUGUUCGAGCAAACUAUCAAUCCUCAGUCAAGUGCAUCCAAUGUGGCAGGAGCCACUUGCCAUCCCUGGUGGAGAUCGACAGUCACCUAUUGACAUUGAAGUGCGUAAAAGCAUCUUUAAUCCGCAGCUCAGACCUCUGAAGGUGCAAUAUGACCCAAGGACCUGCCAACAAAUCUGGAACAACGGUUACUCGUUUCUGGUGGAGUACGACGACACUACUGACAAAUCUACUGUGAAGGGAGGACCACUGGAGGAUCAGUACAGACUCUGCCAGUUUCAUUUCCACUGGGGAGAAAACAACAACUGGGGAUCUGAGCACUCUAUAGACCGCCGGCUUUACGCUGCUGAGCUCCAUAUUGUUCACUGGAACUCCAACAAGUAUAGUUUGUUUGAGGAGGCUGUCAUGGAGGAAAACGGACUGGCUGUUAUUGGAGUAUUUUUAAAGGUUGGAAAGAGACAUGAGGGUUUGCAGAAACUAGUGGACGCCUUGCCUGCAGUCAGACACAAGGAUAGUGUGGUGGAGUUCAACAAGUUUGACCCAUCGUGCCUCCUCCCGGAGAACAUCAAUGACUAUUGGACAUACCCUGGUUCUCUAACCACGCCUCCUCUUACUGAGGCUGUGACAUGGAUUGUGAUGAAGCAGCACAUUGAAGUCAGUCAUGAUCAGUUGGCUGUGUUUCGGAGUUUGCUGUUCACAUCGGCAGAGGAGCAAGUGCAGAGAAGUAUGGUCAACAACUUCCGCGUUCAGCAAGACUUAAAGGGACGGGCUGUCCAAUCUUCUUUUUCACCUUUUCUCAAAGAAACCCCCUCUAAGGAGUAACCGCAAAUCUCAGUGACCUCCAAACAAAACACAGACUAAUCAGUCACUAUUAACUACAGGAUGCGUAUCCACAAGGUGAAGGUCUUAACUGGAUUUUUAAACCAUUUCCAACCAGGUAUUUGGGCGUAAAUUGGAGAUAUUCUGUUGAAAGGGAUAUAGUUCAACUAUUGUUUGUUCCUCUUUGUCAAAAGGUUUAUGCAGUCAUCAUUUCACUGUAUUAUUACAACUCUCGAAAAUAUAAUAAUACUAGAAUUUAAGAUAUUCUAAUUUUAGAAAUGCGCAUGUCCUCAAUAUUGUAGCAGGACAGAUGGCGCCCUCUUGUGGAUCACUGACAGAAUACACAUCAUUAUGCCUCAUGUUGGAGCCUUUCAAAGUUUUUAUUGUGUGUAUUCUGUCCUUUUUUUUGUUUGUAUUCUGUGGUACAUCUGCCUUGUUUGUUUCGAGGGCGUUUCUUUUAUGCACAAAGCUGCACAAUGCCUUUAACUUUGGAUGAUUUCUUUUUAGAUUUUCAAUAAACCUAACGCACACAUCAAGAAAAAAAAUCAGAAAUAUUUUAAGGCUACAUUUGAAUAUCGCAGUAUAAUAUAGUUUUUAUGAAAAGUGCACUAGACAUGUAGUGAUGUUAAAAGAAGAGAAGAUUAAUGCGCACAGUUGUUUAGUGAAGAGUGAUAUUUUUAUGUACUUCAUCCAUGUACAUACAUUAAUGUAUUAUCAUCCAUAGUGCCUUUUGCAUUAGAUAUGACUGAUUAUUAGUCAGUAAUCUGAUCAACUGCAUCAACAAUAUGGUCGGACAUAUUUGCCUAUUCUGCAAAACGUGUGCCUCCAUUACAAAUCACUUAUUGUAUUUGCUGUUCUCAUGUAACCAUUUGUUUUUCAUGUCAGCAGUCGUAUUUGUUAAUCUGUGGAUCUUUAAAGUGUAUUUGUGGUUUGAUAGUAGUCGCUAGAAUGUUGUUAAAAAAAAAAAAAAAAAAAAAAAA
Danio aesculapii is the source of this 2264-nucleotide messenger RNA. RefSeq names its product carbonic anhydrase Va (gene ca5a). Gene Ontology annotation, molecular function: zinc ion binding; carbonate dehydratase activity. The record is from RefSeq and is a predicted model, not a curated record. The coding region runs from base 355 to 1287 and encodes 310 amino acids. The transcript has 7 exons. Gene Ontology annotation, cellular component: mitochondrion; cytoplasm. Lineage: Eukaryota; Metazoa; Chordata; Actinopteri; Cypriniformes; Danionidae.